Molecule: messenger RNA, 1282 nt
Organism: Venturia canescens
Lineage: Eukaryota; Metazoa; Arthropoda; Insecta; Hymenoptera; Ichneumonidae
Exons: 4
Coding region: 313-1131 (272 amino acids)
Source: RefSeq, a predicted model, not a curated record
CACGUAGGGAGCAAGAAAUAAUCGCAGUGCUUGUCGGAAAUGUUCAGCGAGAUUUUCGUUUUUACUUUUUCUCAUCAAUUUCCGACAAGCGUUAAUUUUUAUUCGACAGUCAUUGUUAAGAGCUCGAGCAUAUUUUUACACUGAAAAAACACGACGACAAAAUCUAAAAUCAUUCGGUCAAGUUCACACGGGGGCAUUUCUCAACUAGCAACAACGCAACACAUGCUCGCAUUCUUUGCGGCGCAAAACCCCUUGUCCAGUAAUGUCCAGCAGUUGUUUCCGCGCUGAUCGAGAAGUUCUUCGCAAUUCACCAUGAGUGCAUCAUCCGGGUAUUCUAGAUUGGAAUUUCUUAUGGCAAUUUAUGAAGAAUUCAACAACGACGCGAAGGAGUGGCCGAAUUAUGAAGCGUAUAUUAAAAACCUUAAGGGUGAACCAUUGUCAUUGAUGAUCAGAGAAUGUGGCCGUUUGGUUCCGGUGUACGACAAAAAUUCAGCCUUCGUUCAAUUCCAUCCCAUUAACAUGCCCGAAGUUAAAAUUAAGCGUAUUUGCUUGAUUGGGAUAAUCUUGAACAUGAAAAAGAGUGAGCAUUACCUCAGUUUCCAAGCUUACGAUGGAACCGGGACUAUCGAAGUAAAGUUCAAGCUCGCGUUCUACCAGCGCCAACUGAAAAGAAGAGCACUGCUUGACAGGUCGUUCGAUGUACUUCCAAAAGACGUUCGGAGAUACGAACGUAUGAUGAAUUUGACGGUCAAAGAGUUUGGCGGUUCCAAGAACGCUCGGCAACGAAUAAGACAGUUUCAGAGAAAUCACAGCCAGUGGUGGUCCGAAUGUAGUCAAGGAAUGUUAGGGAAGCCUCUCUGUAUUGGAAGUUACGUCUUUAUUUACGGCUACUGCAAUAUUAAUACGAAAAACAUCCGUGCGAAGGUUCGAAGAAACGAUAACUUUUGGGCGAACGAUUUAUUGCCCGAACUCAUUUUCAAUGCUUAUGAUGUUCAAUCCAUAUCUGAGGAUACGUUCAACGAAGCGAUGGAGCGAGGGCCGAAUACUAUUUUUCUGGAAAAACGUGUCCGGUCUAAACAUACUUGGUAUACAGGGAUUAACUUCCAACAAAAGCCAAUGACCCAGAGAUGAAAAGCUUUAAAAAUUCACCGGUUGAUGAGAAAAUACAUAAAAUAUUUUUAUAAUAGUUUGUAUUAUUUAUAAUGUAUUAAUCGAUUAUAAGUAACUGAAGUAUUAUUACAAAAACGAGAAUUUGUUGAUGAAUUAAAUAUUUUGAAAAUUA